Messenger RNA from Cervus elaphus (red deer), 529 nucleotides. RefSeq names its product small ubiquitin-related modifier 2-like. Gene Ontology annotation, biological process: protein sumoylation. Gene Ontology annotation, molecular function: protein tag activity; ubiquitin-like protein ligase binding. Lineage: Eukaryota; Metazoa; Chordata; Mammalia; Artiodactyla; Cervidae. The record is from RefSeq and is a predicted model, not a curated record. Gene Ontology annotation, cellular component: nucleus. The transcript is spliced from 2 exons. Bases 1 to 258 code for a protein of 85 amino acids.
AUGGCAGAUAAAAAGCCCAAGGAAGAAGUCAAGACUGAGAACAAUGAUCAUAUUAAUUUGAAGGUGGUGGGGCAGGAUGGUUCUGUGGUGCAGUUUAAGAUUAAGAGGCCUCUUAGUAAACUAAUGAAAGCCUAUUGUGAACGACAGGGCUUGUCAAUGAGGCAGAUCAGAUUCCAAUUUGACAGGCAGUCAAUCAAUGAAAUAGACACAACUGCACAGCUGGAGAUGGAAGAUGAAGAUACAAUCGUAUUCCAGUAGCAGACAGGAGGUGUCUACUAAAAAGGGAACCUGCUACUUUACUCCAGAAUUCUGUUCUUCCAGACCAAGAAGACAUUCUCAAUUAGAAAACUGCAAUUUGGUUCCACCACACUCUGACUACUACAGUAAUAGUUUCUCUAUUCUUUCAUUUCCCCUUCCUCAUUCCUUUAUUGUACAUAAAGUAACUGGUGUAUGUAUACAAGCAUAUUGCACUUUUUUUUAAACUAAAUGGCCAAUGGUAUGUUAUGAUCAACAUAAAAUGGAGAUGGGA